CCAUCCAAGCGGACCGUUGCGGAGGAGAAAUACGGCGCCCGCGACGACCAGCUAGAGAUCCAGCAGUAGCGCCUCGGGGCCACUCGGCUGAGACAGCCACGAUGAAUCCGGCACUACCACUGCUACUAUCGGUGAUGUUGUCGAAGAAUGGCCCUGCAACCGAAAGGUGCGACCUGCCCUCCACGCUCGCCGAGGAGAUCGACGGUUACAGGCCCGUGGUACGGCGCAUCCUGUCGGCCUUCGACUAUGGGCCCCAGUCCGGCACCACGUACCGCGCUCUGGCCGAGUUUGCCGACCACUUCGGCCACCGCCUGGUGGGCUCCGAGAGCCUCGAGGCCGCAAUUGACGAGCUCGUGGCGGCGUUGCGGGUCGCCGGCGUGGACCGCGUCGUAACGGAGCCCGUUGAAACGCCGGUGUGGCUGCGCGGUCGCGAGAUGGCGGCGCUGGUCGAGCCCCGACACGUGCCGCUCGACGUGCUCGGCCUGGGUGGCUCGGUUGCUACGCCACCGGGGGGCAUCACGGCUCCUGUGCUGGUGGUGCGCUCCUUCGAGGAGCUCGAGCGUCGCAGCGCCGAGGUGAACGGCACAAUCGUGUUGUACAAUCCAGAGUGGACCAGCUACCUACAGUACGUGCCGUACCGCACCAAGGGGCCUUCGCACGCAGCCAGAUACGGAGCCGUGGCGGCCCUUGUGCGUUCUGCGACCCCGGCCUCCCUGUACACGCCGCACACGGGGAUGUUGGACUACAUGCCCGGCUACCCGAAGAUACCCGCCGCUGCAGUCACCGUCGAGGAUGCUGACAUGUUGUCGAGGCUCGCGAAACGUGGUUCCAAUGUUUUCGUGCAUUUGGAGAUGAGCAACAACCACACGCACGGCGUCUCCAGAAACAUUGUCGCCGACAUCACGGGCUCAGUAUUUCCGGAGCAGUACGUGAUCGUGGGCGCGCACACGGACAGCUGGGACGUAGGCCAGGGCGUCGUAGACGACGCGGGUGGCGUGUUCAUCGGCCUGGCGGCGAUGGCGCAGCUGCGCCGCAUGCAGCUGCGACCACGGCGCACGCUGCGCCUGGUGCUGUGGACCGCCGAGGAGAACGGCCUGCACGGGGCCACCGAAUUCGUGCGCCGGCACCGGGACGAGAUGGACGCCGUGUCGCUGGCGCUCGAGUCGGACAUCGGCACGUUCGCCCCUGUCGGGCUCACCACGAGCGGCGGCGACAACACGACCGCUUGCAUCUUGCGCCGGCUGCUCACCCUGACAGCGCCCAUUGGCGCUACGCGGCUCGAACCCGCCAACGGCCGCGGCUCCGACGUCACCAAGCUGGAGGAGCUCGGCGUGCCGGCAUCCGUGCUGCUGACGCGCAACGAACGGUACUUCCACUACCACCACACGCGCGCCGACACCAUGAGCGCCUUGAGCAGCCGCGAUCUGGACCUGUGCGCGGCCUUCUGGACGGCCGUGGCUUACGUGGUGGCUGACCUGAGAGAGAUGCUGCCCCGAGGUUGACCGCCUGUGUCGCCCACACCGUCGUGUACGAGGGAGACUCGGUGCGUGCGCUGUAUACUCUGCGACCUUCCGUGCCAUGGAAACGCUUUGCGAAGAUGAACGCAGCAGCGAUGUGCAGCAGACACUGCAGCUCCUGUUGGUCGAACAAAGCGGCACGGGAUAGGCGUGCUGCCACCACUGACACUCAGCGGUUGCAUCUUGUGCGCGUGCGUUUCUCUACCCUCUGUGCGAAAGAUUUUGCCUUCCAUUGGAAGGGUUGAAUGUGAGAAAAUUAAAGAGCAUGAGUCAGAGCGCAA
Molecule: messenger RNA, 1798 nt
Organism: Rhipicephalus sanguineus (brown dog tick)
Lineage: Eukaryota; Metazoa; Arthropoda; Arachnida; Ixodida; Ixodidae
Product: carboxypeptidase Q
Exons: 6
Coding region: 102-1502 (466 amino acids)
Biological process (GO): peptide catabolic process; proteolysis
Molecular function (GO): metallodipeptidase activity
Source: RefSeq, a predicted model, not a curated record